GCUUACAUCAUCCCUCCAACCCAGAUUCGGGCUGUUUCCCAGUUGCAUCUAUCUCGAGGCAGUCAUUCCAAUAAGCAGUUUUCUGUUCCUGCCCGGUAGACUCCCUUUGCGACAGCAGCUGAGCACUUCAACACUGCCUCUGGUAUCUCUUACUCGCACUCCCAUUCUGAGAGCAAGAGCGAGAGCUCGCACACGAGCUAACAGGACCGCGGCUACGGACAGGCGACCAGCCUCACCCAGUUACCGGGUUGAGUGUUCAAGUAUCUCGCCGACCCUCGACCCUCCCGGCGUGCUGCAGAAAUGACGGCCUUAGAAUCAACCCCGAUUGCUCGCCGAUCCUCCACGCAACAUUACCAAACCUUCGAUACGCCACCGCCCAAGUCGCGGGGGCGACCCAAUUCCGGCCGGUCGGAGUCUUCUGGAGAUGGUUCGCACGAUCAGAACGAGUUUAAUGACCAGCCCAGCACGAACUCGCCAUUGCCGAAAAGGCAGAUGGCCGUGCUCGCCAUCAUCGCCUUGGCGGAGCAGACAGCCCUCAAUUCGAUCAGUCCUUAUCUCCCCGAUAUGGCGUCGACAUUUCCAGAGGUGGAAUCGAGUCAAGUGGGCGUCUAUGUGGGAACGAUAGCAUCGGCUUUUGCUUUGGCGCAGCUGGCGACCAAUUACUAUUGGGGUUGGCUGUCCGAUCGGAUUGGGCGCAAGCCGGUGAUCCUGCUCGGGACACUUCUUACUGCGAUGUGCUUCGUCGCUUUUGGUUUCUGCAAGACCCUUUGGCAGGCUAUACUGGUGCAGGCAUUGAUGGGUGUGGUCAAUGGCAAUCAAGGCCUGGUAUCCACCUGUCUGGGUGAGAUCACGGACCGGAGCAACCAGUCGCAGGCUUUCACUUAUCUUCCCGUCCUCUAUGGGCUUGGAGGUAUCACAGGCCCGCUAUUGGGAGGGCUGCUUAUCUUUGAGCGCAACCCGUUCACUGGCAAUAAGAGCACUUACCCAUACCUCGCACCAAAUCUCGUUGCCGCCGCCAUUCUCCUUGUUGACUUUACUAUAACGGCUAUUUUCCUGGAAGAAAGCUUGGAAGACGCAGACACAAUACCCAAAUUCGGAAAGAAGGUUCGCAGCCUCUUUACUUGGCUGUGGCAGUUCACGGGAUUUUCGAGACACCCGACUUAUCUUCACCUUCCGCAAGCAACGCCGUAUUCUUCACUUCACCGUAGCGCUGAUAGUGAGGAUCAUGACAGCGAUUUGGACUCAGCCUCCGAAGUGUCGAGCCGGGAUAACCACCCUGCGGAGGAGUUGACUUGGGAUGAGAUUUUCACAAGGGACACCAUCCUCCUCCUCCUGACAUAUCUGAUUUUUGCUUUCUGCAAUGUGUCUUUCAAUUCGCUGUUCCCAAUCUUUGCACAAGCUAAGCCGCCCGUCGGUCGUCAUCUUACCCCCUCUGAGAUCGGUCUGUCGCAAGGUUUUGCUGGCGUGGUGACGAUCAUUUUCCAAAUUUGCAUCUUCAACCGCCUGCGCGAUAAGAUGGGCAACCGAUGGUCCUACCGUGCUGGGCUGUUUGGGUUUGUGGUCUCGUUUCUUCUGAUGCCCUUUGUGGGUUAUAAGAGUCAAGAUGGAGAAAGUCUGACUCGCAAGUCGGCUCUCAUGGCUGUGGAAGUGUGCUUCGUGUUGCUGAUUAAGACGAUUGCCUCCGUGGGAGGAUUGACUAGCGCACUGCUAUUGGUCACUAAUUCUGCCCCAAACCAUGCUGUUCUGGGUGCCCUCAAUGGGCUUGCGCAGACACUCUCCGCAGCCGGACGUGCCGUUGGCCCCUUUUUGUCUGGCGGUCUUUUCUCGUUGACAUCCAAGAUCCAGCCCAAGGGUGAAGCGAUUGCCUUUGGAGUCUUUGGCGCCGUCUCAUUCAUCGGUUUCAUCAUGAGCUUUGGCAUUCGCGGUCGAUCUCUCGAGGCCGAGGGCUGGGUCUCGGAUAGUGAUGACGAAAACUAUAAAUCAGACGAUGAGGAAGAGCACGAUGGCGCUUGAUUGCAUUAUAUAAGCAUCCUCUCUUGCAAAACCCCGCCUAUAUGACGUGACGAUUCUUUGCUUUUUUUGUGAGCCCUCUUCGCAUUCGAAAAUAUACAUCAAGCAAUCCCAUUUUGAAGGGAUUGACGAAGCAUUUUAUAGCAGAGCGUGUCCUAGGGGAUGAGGUGUUUUCUCUGUCCUCUUUUGGCUCUUUUUUGUCCUACCUGGUUGUGGUUUGGACAUAGAACUAUAUUUGUGAUUCGGUGGCUGUUUCAAACAUUGUACAAUCAUUGACGCUGGAAGUUUCUACCAUGUAUCGUUUCAUUGACUAGAUAUUUAUGAACAAAUAGUUUCCAAACAUCAAUACGCUGGCUUAAAUACAGAGCCUGUAGCUGAA
Molecule: messenger RNA, 2389 nt
Organism: Penicillium brasilianum
Lineage: Eukaryota; Fungi; Ascomycota; Eurotiomycetes; Eurotiales; Aspergillaceae
Source: the annotation of a GenBank genome assembly